UCAAUCAGGAACGAGACAGCAGCUGCUUCCUUUGCGAGCACCGGCCCCGUGUCUCUCUCCCCUUCUUUUCCCAGCUUCGCCGUAGAUACCACUACUACUUCUGCUACUGUCUCUCUCUCUCUCGCCUUCGUGGGGCCCUCGGCGUUCCCCCAAUUCGUCGCCAGGGCAGCGGAGGAGGACGACACCACGAAAAGCAACGCAUCGUUCCUCUUUUUCUUCCUUCUCGAUUUGAUUUGAACUUGUGUCCCUUCGCUCUCCCUUCUCUCUCUCUCUCGUUGUCUCGCUCGUUUCCCCCUCCUAUUCUCCACCGGCUUCCCGUGACGACUCCUCUCUUCCAUUCCAUUUCGUCUCCAAUCUCCUCCGAGCGUCGGGAUCGAGGAAGGAGCAUCGCAUUAUAUCGUGGGAGAAGAGGCGAGGGCUUCGUCGGCUUCAUCUUCGCUGCUUCAUCCUUUUCUUCGUUCGAGGGAGGGGGAUGGCUUCCGGGAGCUUCAGGAACGGAGGCCCCAAGCUUACCUCCAAGCUCGACCGCCAGCCGUCCUCCGCCGCCUACUCCACGCCCAAGCCCUCCUCCAAGUCCAGGCCCUCCGCCGCCCCCGCCUCUCGCCGUGGUGGCUCCGUGGCUCCUGCCGCUGCCCACUCCGCUAGCAAGGCCGGCGGCGAUGCCGGAGUUCCUGGAAGGGUUCGAGUGGCUGUAAGACUCCGGCCUCGAAAUGCAGAGGAGAUGAUAGCAGAUGCUGAUUUUGCUGACUGUGUCGAGUUGCAGCCUGAGCUUAAAAGGUUAAAGCUCCGCAAGAACAAUUGGGAGUCAGAAACCUAUGAGUUUGAUGAGGUGCUGACAGAAUUUGCCUCACAAAAACGUGUGUAUGAAGUUGUUGCAAAACCGGUUGUGGAGAGUGUUCUGGAGGGGUAUAAUGGUACAGUUAUGGCCUAUGGACAGACAGGUACCGGGAAGACUUUUACUCUUGGAAGGCUUGGGGAGGAAGACACUGCUGCACGAGGCAUUAUGGUCCGUGCAAUGGAAGACAUUCUUGGAGAUAUGUCUCCGGAGACUGAUUCUGUCUCCGUGUCAUAUUUACAGCUAUAUAUGGAAAGCAUACAGGACCUUCUUGUUCCUGCAAAUGACAACAUAGCCAUUGUAGAAGAUCCAAAGACUGGGGAUGUUUCACUGCCAGGGGUGACCACUGUAGAACUCAGAGAUCAGAAAAGCUUUAUGGAGCUUUUAAGAUUAGGAGAAGCUCACAGGUUUGCUGCUAAUACAAAGUUGAACACAGAAUCAUCUCGGAGCCAUGCUAUUCUAAUCGUUAAUGUCAAGAGGUCAGUUAAGGGAAGGCAUGAUGCCGAUCAAAGUUUUCAUGGAGAGAAUGGGACUUCUUCCACCAUGGUGACAUCUUUUAGACCACCCAUAGUUAGAAAAAGCAAGCUUGUUGUCGUGGAUCUUGCUGGUUCGGAGAGGAUUGACAAGUCAGGAAGCGAGGGACAUACACUGGAAGAAGCAAAGUCAAUUAAUCUUUCACUAAGUGCUUUAGGCAAAUGCAUUAAUGCACUUGCUGAAAAUAGUCCUCACGUUCCAGUUCGUGAUUCCAAGUUGACUAGGCUGCUUCGAGAUUCAUUUGGAGGCAGUGCAAGGACUUCGUUAGUGGUGACGAUUGGACCUUCUCCUCGACACAGAGGAGAGACUUCAAGCACCAUAAUGUUUGGACAAAGAGCAAUGAAGGUGGAGAACAUGGUGAAACUAAAGGAGGAAUUUGAUUAUAAAAGCCUGUGCAGGAGGCUUGAUAUUGAACUUGAUAAGUUAAUUGCAGAAAAUGAAAGGCAAAGAAAAGAUUUUGAAGAUGAGAUUGAGAGGAUAAGAACAGAAGCAGACAGCCGUAUUGCUGAAGCCGAAAGAAGCUAUACUAAUGCUCUUGAGAAUGAGAGACUGAAGUGCCAACAAGAUUAUAUGGACUCAAUAAAGAAGCUUGAGGAGAAGUGGAUGUCUGAUGUGGAGAAAGCCAGAGCAGAGCACCAGGAUGCGUGUCUAGAAAAGGAAUGUAACAAGGAGGCUCCAACAUCUAGCUCAGAUGAAAUUGCCGAAGUCAGACAGUUACUUGAGAGUGAAAAGCUUAUGCGACAAUCUUCUGAAGAUGAGGUUAGCAACCUUAAAAGUGAAGUAUCACAUUGGAAAAAUUUGGAGGCUGCUGGCAAUGCUGAAAUUAUGAAGCUUCGCAAGAUGCUGGACAGCGAAGCCAAUCAGAAACAGAAGCUUGAAGAAGAAAUAGCAAUACUAAAAAGUCAAUUGUUGCAGCUAAGUCUUCAAGCUGAUGAGACGAGGAGGAGUCUUGACAGAGGUGGGUCUGGGAAAGUCUUAACUGGAUUUGAUUCCCUUGUAUCACAAGCUAGACAUUCACAGCUUAGAGACUCAGCAAAUGGACCUAAGGCCUCAAUAGCUAAACUUUUUGAACAAGUGGGUUUGCAAAAAAUAUUGUCAUUGCUUGAAUCAGAAGAUCCUGAUGUUCGAGUUCAUGCAGUGAAAGUUGUAGCAAACCUGGCAGCUGAAGAAGCAAACCAGGAAAAGAUUGUAGAAGCUGGUGGUCUUACAUCACUGCUAAUGCUUCUAAGAAGUUCGGAGGAUGAAACUAUACGUAGAGUAGCAGCUGGUGCAAUCGCCAACCUUGCAAUGAAUGAAACCAACCAGGAGCUUAUAAUGGCUCAAGGUGGCAUUACCUUGUUAUCUAUUACUGCUGCUGAUGCUGAGGACCCUCAAACACUAAGAAUGGUUGCUGGUGCCAUUGCUAAUCUAUGUGGAAAUGAUAAGUUGCAGAUGAGGCUUAGUGGAGAAGGUGGGAUUAAAGCCUUGCUAGGUAUGGUUAGGUGUGGACACCCUGAUGUUCUUGCACAAGUUGCACGUGGCAUUGCAAACUUUGCGAAGUGCGAGUCUCGAGCUUCUACUCAAGGAAAUAAGGCAGGUGUAUCCCUCUUAAUCGAAGAUGGAGCUCUUCCUUGGAUUGUAAAAAAUGCCAACCAUGAAGCUUCACCAAUAAGACGCCACAUUGAGCUUGCAUUAUGCCACUUGGCGCAACAUGAAGUCAAUGCAAAGGAUAUGAUCAGGGAAGGAGCCUUGUGGGAACUAGUUCGCAUCUCACGUGAUUGUUCACGAGAGGAUAUCCGGAUGCUGGCCCACAGAACUCUGAUUUCAAGUCCUACUUUCCAAGCAGAACUAAGGCGAUUACGCAUUGAAUUUUAAGAUGUAAAAGAUGGCCUGCCUCAUGGAUGGUGUGACGGGCGCAGUGCAGCUGGUCGAUCGUGAGAGCUUCAUAUUUCACUAAGAGUCAUGGAAACAAAGUAACAAAAAGUGUCGCCUAGAUUCAGCUUACUCCAUCAGUAGAGUGGGGAUCAGAUCAAACCAGUGGUUCACGAAGCUUUCAUCGUUGGACGAGAGAAUUCAAGAUUUCUUGCCAUUGAUCAUUGUUUGUUCAUCAUUGUGAUAGUAAAACCCGAUCUGCCUACACUGUACAUGUGUUUGUUGGGCAGGGUAAAUAGGGUGUGAAGAAUAACUGAGGUGGUUUUGAGUAAGUGAAAGAUUGAACCUCAGUGGCCACUGAAAGUAUCGAUCCGCCCGGCACCUGUAUUGAUUGGAUAAAUUAACUGGUUCUUGGGAUUUUGACAACAGUUUGCCUCCAUUUUUAUUUUA
Messenger RNA from Musa acuminata subsp. malaccensis (wild Malaysian banana), 3670 nucleotides. RefSeq names its product kinesin-like protein KIN-UB. Gene Ontology annotation, molecular function: ATP binding; microtubule binding; plus-end-directed microtubule motor activity. NCBI's taxonomy places the organism in Eukaryota, Viridiplantae, Streptophyta, Magnoliopsida, Zingiberales, Musaceae. Gene Ontology annotation, biological process: mitotic spindle assembly; microtubule-based movement; spindle elongation. The record is from RefSeq and is a predicted model, not a curated record. Gene Ontology annotation, cellular component: spindle microtubule; mitotic spindle.